This is a messenger RNA of Salvia miltiorrhiza (redroot sage), 2457 nucleotides long. Its product is annotated as threonine dehydratase 1 biosynthetic, chloroplastic-like. The transcript has 8 exons. Gene Ontology annotation, biological process: L-threonine catabolic process. The record is from RefSeq and is a predicted model, not a curated record. Gene Ontology annotation, molecular function: pyridoxal phosphate binding; threonine deaminase activity. Lineage: Eukaryota; Viridiplantae; Streptophyta; Magnoliopsida; Lamiales; Lamiaceae. The coding region runs from base 301 to 2139 and encodes 612 amino acids.
UUGCUCGGGCAAUUUAGUCCAUAGGUUUUCAAAUGGAUUCCACGCUGGCCGAACUCGGUCGGCACUAAUCACAAACCAAACGUGCUAGUUAUUUUAUUUAUUUAUUUUUGACAUAGCGAAACGUGCUAAUUAUUAUUGGAUCCUCCCGUCACCCGCGGCUAACCCUAUAGUUUUCACUCAUAGGCAUAGGCAUAGGCAUAGCAAAACCCUUUAGGUGAAGGUGACUAUAAAAGGUUUUCAUCUCCCUCGCAUUUCCUGCCACUCCGUUGCCAGGAGCCUCACGUAAAUUCCAAUCUACGAAUGGAAGUUCUCCGUUUUGCCCCUACGCAAUCGCCUCUCCGCCGCGCCACAUUUCCCGGCAGAGACUUCACGGAGGCUUCCUCAGCCACUAUCCCGAGCUGCUGCCGACCGAGAUCUUCUGCGGUCGCCAGGCUGUCAAAGCCGGCGCCGGCGCCGACUUUACCGACCGUUGAGGAGCUCCAUUUGGCUGCGCCUUUGUCUCCUCCUCCACCUCCGGCGCCGGAGAAGCCGUUGUUGGUGGUUCCGCCGAGCUCACUGCAGUGCGAGAGCGGGUAUUUGGUGCCGAAUAGGUAUUCUGGCAGCUGUGCAGCUGGAGUCGGUUCAUUGAAUGCAAUGGAAUAUCUGACUAGUAUUCUGUCGUCGAAGGUGUAUGACGUGGCGUAUGAGUCGCCAUUGCAGGUGGCGUCGAAGCUGUCGGAGAAGUUGGGAACCAACGUCUGGCUCAAAAGAGAGGAUUUCCAGCCUGUUUUCUCGUUCAAGCUUCGUGGGGCUUAUAAUAUGAUGGCAAAGCUUUCAAGGGAACAACUUGAAAGAGGAGUGAUAUGUUCGUCAGCUGGAAAUCAUGCACAGGGCGUGGCAUUAUCUGCCCAGAAACUGGGAUGCAAUGCUGUGAUUGUAAUGCCCGUUACUACUCCAGAAAUAAAGUGGAGAUCGGUUGAAAGACUGGGGGGGACUGUAGUGCUUGUGGGGGAUUCAUAUGAUGAAGCCCAGGCUUUUGCCAAAAAGCAGGCUGAAGAGGAGGGCCGCACAUUUGUUCCUCCCUUUGAUCACCCUGAUGUAAUAAUAGGGCAGGGAACAGUUGGCAUGGAGAUUGUGCGACAGAUGAAAGGCCCGAUAGAGGCAAUAUUUGUGCCUGUCGGUGGUGGUGGACUUAUAGCUGGCAUUGCUGCCUACGUAAAAAGGGUCUCUCCAGAAGUGAAAAUUAUUGGAGUGGAACCUUUUGAUGCCAAUGCAAUGGCAUUAUCGUUGCACCAUGGCCGGCGAGUAGCGUUGGAUCAAGUGGGAGGUUUCGCUGAUGGUGUAGCAGUCAGGGUCGUCGGUGAAGAGACUUUUCGUCUUUGCAGGGAACUGAUAGAUGGGGUUGUUCUUGUUAGCCGUGAUGCUAUUUGUGCAUCAAUAAAGAACAUGUUUGAGGAGAAAAGGAGUAUUUUAGAACCUGCAGGUGCCCUUUCCCUGGCUGGAGCUGAGGCUUAUUGCAAGUACUAUGGACUCAAGGGUGCUAAUGUAGUAGCUGUGACAAGUGGCGCUAACAUGAAUUUUGAUAGACUGAGAUUGGUAACUGAACUAGCAGAUGUCGGUAGACGCCGUGAAGCUGUAUUGGCUACUUACAUGCCAGAGGAACUGGGAAGCUUUAAGCGGUUCUGUGAGCUUGUCGGGCUUAUGAAUAUCACUGAAUUCAAAUACAGAUUCAAUUCAGAUAAAGAAAAAGCUUUAGUACUAUACAGUGUUGGUCUUCACACAGAAGCAGAACUUGAUGCAAUGGUGGAAAGACUGAAGCUGUCCCAACUACAUACUAUUAAUCUCACAGAGAAUGACUUGGUUAAAGAUCAUUUGCGACAUCUGAUGGGUGGCCGAUCAAAUGUCAAAGAUGAGCUACUGUGCCGCUUUGUUUUCCCUGAGAGGCCAGGUGCCUUAGUGAAGUUCUUAGACGCCCUUAGUCCACGCUGGAAUAUUAGUCUGUUCCAUUACCGCGGACAGGGGGAAACCGGUGCCAAUGUGUUGGUUGGCAUCCAAGUCUCCGAUGCUGAGAUGAGCGAGUUUCGGGAGCGUGCAAACAGUCUUGGCUACGAGUAUGAAAUGGAAAGCCAAAAUGAAGCUUUCCCGCUUCUAAUGCGGUGAAGGUGCGAGCGACUUAUCUUUUAAGGGCUUAUAAGUUGUCAGAAGUGUGUUAUUGGAGCAUGAUCAUGUAUUUUAGUAUAUUCUGUGAUGGUGCAAACAUCAAGAUAUGGCCCAAGCAAAUCUCAGUGCUCCAUUUCUACUGAACAUAGCAUUUAUAUGUAAUAGGAUGCCCCCAACACUUGAACUGUUUAGAGUUGCAUAAUUUAGAAGAGUCUGAUACGACUUGUUUCUUUUGUGUAAUAAUGUAUCAAAAUAUGACAAUGCAGUGAUGCUAUCCUGCUACUUAAUUAAAUUACUAGUGUAAGCUCUUCUGUUGUA